CAAGCGAGCGGAUGAGAAAAGGUACGAGCGAGUGCAAGCGCUCGAAGUGGAUUGAGUGUGGAAGGGAUUGAAGGAGAGACAUGACAAAAUAUCAAGAGGGAAAGCACGCACUACCAUGCGAGCUAAAUUUGCGACCGCUGGAAUAGAGGAUGUCGGAUUAAUGGUGACUAUUAUAACCCGUUUUCGCAGAGGAAGGUUUUCGAUUGGGACUUUGGAAGAGAGGGUCCGCGGGGAAACAUGGCCGAAGGAGGGGCGGUUAAAGGUGGUGCAGAAUACACCGCCAAAUCGGCGGAGCAGGAAGAGCGGAUUCUGCCCCAGCCUCUGUCGGGAGCAGGCCACUGCAAGUGGUUCAAUGUUCGAAUGGGGUUCGGAUUUAUAUCAAUGACCAGCAGCGAGGGGAGCCCCCUAGACCUCCCUCUGGACGUAUUUGUCCACCAAAGUAAGCUGGUGAUGGAUGGCUUCCGCAGCCUGAAGGAGGGCGAGCAGGUGGAGUUCACCUUUAAGAAGUCCUCCAAGGGCCUGGAGUCCCUGCGGGUGACGGGGCCGGGCGGGGGAUCAUGCGCGGGCAGCGAGAGGAGACCCAAAGGGAAGGCCACGCCCCAGAAGAACCGCAAACAAAAGGGUGACCGCUGUUAUAACUGUGGAGGUCUGGACCACCACGCCAAGGAGUGUGGCCUGCCCCCCCAGCCAAAGAAAUGCCACUACUGCCAGAGCAUCAUGCACAUGGUGGCCCAGUGUCCCCACAAGGCGCCGCCCACUGGCUCUCAGGACCCCCUGCUCCCCUCUACCUCGACCGACCUGUACCCCCCCGACGAGGAGGAGCGCUCGGGUUCAUCCCCCCUCGAUGGCCCCUCGUCCUCCCCGGAAGUAGGCGGGGAGAAGGGGAGAGGUGUACCAUGACCCUGACUCCCCUAACCUAAGGAACCCCCAAAAUCCCAUCCCUAAUCUACCUCACACUCGUGAACAAAAAUGGGAGGUAUAUUUUUGGGGGGACCAGCGAAGUUAUGGCAACGAUCACCGGGAUACGGAUUUGUGUGAAUGUGUGUGACUGGCUGACUGGUUGUCAUCUGGUUGCAGCUAUGGCAACCAUCGCUGGGGAUACGGACUCAUGUGAAUGACUGUGUGUGACUUCUCAAUCAGUGCAGCUCAAGAGACAAAAUGGUCUAAAAGAGAAACAAGGGUUAGGGUUAAGGGUUAGGGUGAUUGUGAACCUGAGUUAGAUGACUGGUGUCAUCCGUAACACUUUGUGUGGUAGUUUCUGAAUAGAACUCGGUUUCCUUUUAGAUUUUAGUUCACGUGUUUCAUAUUAUAUUAUUAUUCUAAACAUCAUGAUGCCUCUUUUUUAGCAUUAAGACUUUUUUAAAAAAGGCCUUGAUGUAGGCCAGUGUUUCCUAAUCGAGCAUAUUUUAGUUUUGCCCUAGCAGUAACACACUUGAUUUAACUUAUCGCCAAGCCUUUGAUUAUUUACAAUCCGGUGUGUUAGUGAUACAUCAAAAACUAAAAUGUGUACCCCUUUGGCUCCCCGGGACCAAGAUUGCAAAACACUGAUUGGUCCUCUAUAAAAACAAUAGAACUGCAAAAAAUCUGAAUCCAAAUGAUGCUUCAGUGUGACCUAUUGUGUUGGCGAGAGCACCAUGGAUACCAGGGUGAAAGGUUGGAAAGAGGAUGGGGGCGUAGGACCCAUUCAAUAACCCUUGUGGUCGUGUGCAACGCUCUGCUUUACAGAAACAGAACUGGAACAACUGCCGCGGGGGGCAACAAUGGUUGCAAUGGUUUCAUAAGAACCAGGAACUGGUUGUUAUAUCGUUGUUAUUAUAUGGUUGUAAUGACGUCAUUUCAACCAGCUUUGCCCACUGGGUGAUUGUUGUUAAACCUAGUUUGAAGUGUGUGUGUGUGUGUGUGUGUGUGUGUGUGUGUGUGUGUGUGUGUGUGUGUGUGUGUGUGUGUGUGUGGCAUAGCCUGGUGCAGUGAAGUCACCUUUGCUGUGUACUUCCCCAGUGGGUAGAUUUUGGCACAAGACAUCAUUGCAACCAGUAUUCUGCUGCGAAAAGAAGCUGUCCUGAACCACAGAAGAUCAGCUUUUCUAGUUCAGUGGUACUAACAAUUGACUGCACAGUGCUAGUGGGGGAAUAGUAUUGAAUCCAGGCAUGUGUGCACUUGCUUGUGUAGAAUUUAGUGUGAGUUGAUAGGCUACUCGAGUCCGGUACCCAGACCACAUAUGGAGUGUCUCGGGCUUGUCUCGGAUACAUUUUUAAUCUGUCUUGACUGUUUCGGCUCAGUCUCGGACAAUGAGGACUCGUAAACAAAAUCUGAAUUAUCAGCACCCGUUCAGUCAAUGCUUCACCAUGCCAAAUAUCCACACUCCUUUUAUAAACACCUUUCAUACUUACCCAUCACAAUACUGUCCUUUACUACAGUGCAUUCUGAAAGUAUUCAAACCCCUUGAAUUGCUCCUCAUUUUGUUACAUUACAAGCCUUAUUCUAAAAUGGAUUCAAUAAAUGUUUUUCCUCAUCAAUCUACACACAAUACCCCCUAAAUGACAAAGCGAAAACAGUUUUUUUAGAAAUGUUUGCUAAUGUAUUACAAUUACAGAAAUACUGUACAUUUUUAGCUCUUUUUUUUAUGGCGGCGAUCUGACACAAUUUCAAUCAUGGUCUUGAAUUGGACUCGCAUUGUUCUGGUCUCGGUCUUGACUCGAACUCGCCCCGGUCUCGGUCUUGACUCGGUCACACAACACUUCUUAGCUAAGAAACCAUUAUUAUCCACCUCUAGGUUUAAGUUCCAAAAACAUUGAAAAAAUGCCAUUAUUUAAUUGGACUUCUACCAUCUGCAUUUGGGCUGUUGACUAAUUAGUUGGAGAUAGUGUCACAGUUUAUGAAGUCACAAUAUAAGUCAUUAAUAUAUGUAUGAAAGAAUAGCAUAUUCUAAAACAAUUAUUACAUUUAAGUAUAGAGUAAAUUAUUUCUGGCAUAGUUUAAGGAACUAUGAAUUUUGCGUAGGAUUCUUUAUUGUCAAGCACCAUCACACCUCUCUCUCCCUUUGACCUGUGUGACAUCACUCAUUUGACCCGUUCAGUCAAUGCCCUCUCCGUUUAUAGUCAUUUUCUACAUUUAUGUCUCUCUUUAUUUCGAUCACUCCAUCUCACUCUUAUCCUCCCUCCGCACGAUCAAAAUAUCUGAUCACUCUCACAUCACUCUACCUCUCUCUAUCGUUCUAUCUGUCCCCGUUCCUCUUUUCUGACUAAAUGCCUUACCCAUAUAGGAAAAACUCGGACCCCUAGUCCUAGGCCUAGUAUUAGUCAAAUCACAUAGCCUCUACAUCUGUCUGAUGUCAAAGCUUUCUAUCCCUAUAUACACACCCCUGUCCCUCUCCCAUCUAUGCCUGUGGUACCACCUGUUUCCCACUCAAAACGGGAUCCCCAAACACUGCUGCUCGUUAUUCAAAUAGUCCAGAGAUUUAUUAAGAGCUGAAAAAGAGGUAGGGGAAAAAAAUGUAAGUGCUGCUUUUCGUAUGACUUGAAUCCUCUGCGAGUUUCUAGUAGCGCUUAUACUAAUGAAACAUGACAGCUCUUCUCUGACCAUAUUGAAUGUGAAAAGAACUCUGAAGUGGCUCUCCUCACAAAAGUCAAUGAGGGUUACUUUGGAGUCGUAUCUUCUUAAUGUGCUGACAAAUCAAAUGGCUUUGUAUGAUGAUGUCAAACUAGCUCGUCUUUUCUAAAGCUCGAAAACAAAUGACAUAGACAAGCAACAGUCUUUGGUAUACAUUUCUAUAAAAGAGUUUGGCUUUAUUUGAAGGCAUUGUAAAAGUAGGACUUGCUUUGCUGUUCCUGCUCCUUUGGAAUUUCAAGAGAUUGUUUCUGAAAGUUCAACACUGAGGUUGUUUAUGUACAGCUUUUUGAAUGUGUGAUGUGCAUGGAAUUGAAUCCAAUAAGCGGACAACAACAGAGAGGGAAAAAAAGAGAAUGACCAAACCACACAAUGAGCACAGCCCAUUUUUGUACUAUGUAUAUAUAUUUUUUUAUCCACAAUUCCUCUCAGGAUGAUAAACUGUUCUCAGGGAAUUAAUCAAAAAAUGUAUAUUUUAUUAUUUUGGGAAUCAUCCACCGACUGCUCGGUGAACUCUGAACAGUAAAGUUUAACGGUUCUGUA
Messenger RNA from Oncorhynchus nerka (sockeye salmon), 4149 nucleotides. Its product is annotated as protein lin-28 homolog B-like. The coding region runs from base 238 to 900 and encodes 220 amino acids. The record is from RefSeq and is a predicted model, not a curated record. Gene Ontology annotation, molecular function: mRNA binding; zinc ion binding. The transcript has 4 exons. Gene Ontology annotation, biological process: pre-miRNA processing. Gene Ontology annotation, cellular component: nucleus; cytoplasm. NCBI's taxonomy places the organism in Eukaryota, Metazoa, Chordata, Actinopteri, Salmoniformes, Salmonidae.